GCGAUGGUGACUUCGGGAGGUUUCACAUAAGAUCUCACACGCGACGAAACUUUGGAUUUACGGAGCUCACCUUUACGCUCAGGUGUCAAAAUCAAGGUGUUUCUACCUCCCGGGUCCCACGCGCGUCUCACAUCUCGCUUAUUUUAGUCCCCUCUAGUUUAUUUUACUAUUAGAUUAGUUUUUGUUUGUUUUUGUUUUUUUACUCAUGACGGCGCAGGUAGACUACCUGGCGGUGGUUUUCACCGCCACAUCUGGCGCGAGCGGAGAGCUCCUGGGAUCUGACGAGAAGGAGCUCGUGCAGUUGGUAUGGCAGCUCGUGGAUGUCAAAAACAAAAAGUUGGGCAAGGUGAACGAGCUGCUCAUAAAGCCUGACCUCUCAGACCUGAUAGAAGAAAAAGAGGAGGAGGAUGUGUUGGAAGAGAGUGUGGAAGAGGAGAAUGGAUCUGGAGCUGACUGUGUAUACAAAGCAGCGAGCAUUGAUAAAGCUUUAAACAUGUUUCAUCUACAACUGACAAACGAGGUGAACAGCGCGGGCGCGGGCACGUCGGUGUGUUUGUGUACAGACGGGCAACUCCACAUCCGCCAAGUGAUUCACCCCGAGGCCGCGAGCAAGAACAUCCUGGUCCCAGACUGUUUCUACUCUUUCUUUGACCUUCGGAAGGAGUUCAAGAAGCACUUCCCCUCUUCUGACCUCAAGGCUUUGAAUGUCCUCAUCAUGGCAGAGUCUCUUAGUAUACCUGUUGAUGUGCCCACCAUGUGGGACCCCUCUGCCACACCGGAUCCAUCAGUCCCUUUGCCUGCAGAAGUAGCCAUACAGCAGGUCCAGCUUAUGGCCAGCAUGGCCCUGGCACUGCUUUCUGAGCCAUUUUGCCACAUGUUUUCUAACCCCGAGAGAGUUAGUGAGAAGUUUGAGAGCGGCACUUGCAGUAAAAUGGAGAAAGUGUGCGACAACACAGUGAUCCGAGCCAGAGGAUUGCCUUGGCAGUCUUCUGACCAGGAUAUUGCACGAUUUUUCAGAGGUCUCAACAUUGCCAAAGGAGGGGUUGCACUGUGUCUGAAUGCUCAAGGGAGGAGGAAUGGAGAAGCUCUGGUUCGUUUUGUGAGUGGACACAGAGACCUGGCGUUGCAGAGACACAAACACCACAUGGGCAACAGAUACAUCGAGGUUUAUAAAGCAACAGGAGAAGACUUCCUCAAGAUAGCAGGAGGUACAUCCAAUGAGGUAGCAAUGUUCCUGUCCCGCGAGGACCAGAUCAUAGUGAGGAUGCGAGGUCUGCCUUUCACCGCCACGCACGAGCAGGUGCUCACCUUCUUCUCGCCAGAGGAUGGUCUCAAAGAGAUGUGUCCAGUCAGCGGCGGAAGGGACGGCAUCCUGUUUGUACGCUACCCAGAUGGACGUCCAACUGGUGACGCUUUUGUUUUAUUUGCAUGUGAAGAACAUGCUCAGUGCGCCCUGAGGAAACACAAGGAAAUCCUGGGGAAAAGAUACAUCGAGCUAUUUAAGAGUACAGCAGCAGAAGUACAGCAGGUGCUAAACAGGUACUCAUCAGCCCCCCUGAUCCCUGUGGCCCCUGCCCCUCUGGUGUCUGUGCUGCCCACAAAUGUCUUCUUUCUGCCCCCACCUGGUGGAGUAAGGGACUGCCUGCGGCUUAGAGGGCUGCCUUAUACAGCGAGCAUAGAGGACAUCCUCACCUUCCUGGGCGAGUUUACACACGACAUCAGACCGCAUGGAGUGCACAUGGUCCUCAACCAGCAGGGUCGUCCGUCAGGUGACUGCUUCAUCCAGAUGACUUCAGCAGAGCGGGUGCUUCUGGCCUCACAGCGGCUUCACAAGCAUGUGAUGUCCAGCCAGCGUGGGGCAAACAGCCGUUACGUGGAGGUGUUUCCCUGCAGCGCCGAGGAGAUGGGCCUCGUGUUGAUGGGAGGCUCACUCUCACACACGCAUACACACACACACACCCGGAGCAGGAGUGGGACAGGGCUCAGCCCGCCGCCAUGUUUAUCUCCACCAUCCUACUCCUUCCAACCUGCUCCAGCUGUCCUUCCUCCAGAGGCUGCUGCUGCUGCUCUCUACCCUCCCAUUGGGCAGGUGCUGCUGACUCCUCGUGCCCUGCCACCAGGACAUGCCUACUACCCUCCCUCAGCUCAGCUGUAUAUGAACUACACAGCCUACUACCCAAGUCCACCUGGCUCACCUAACACCUUAGGUUUCUUCCCCUCCCCCUCCUCCAUCGCCUCCCCCGGAGGGCUGGUGCGUAUGCCUGGUCUGACCUACAACGGCAAUGGAGUCAAAGAGCUCAUAAAUGCAGUGCAGGGUUACCAGUAUGCUCCCGAGGAUGCUUUCAUGCACGCCCACGGGCCCGUGCACGCUCACGACCCGACCAGGACAUUGCUUACGCAACCCAAAGAAUGGGUGUGUAUUUAAGGUGUCCUGAGGCAGGGUGGCAGAAUCCUGCAGAGUCCGUUUCUCUCCUGAGCAGCAGUCUGAUUGGUCAGUCCCAGCUCAAGUGAGGCUGCUCUUAUGUCACUCCCUACUCUCAUGACCAAGCCAGGAGGGCAGUAUUUGGAUCUGACCCUGCUGUAGG
Archocentrus centrarchus (flier cichlid) is the source of this 2585-nucleotide messenger RNA. It is a transcript of the gene esrp1, whose product is annotated as epithelial splicing regulatory protein 1. NCBI's taxonomy places the organism in Eukaryota, Metazoa, Chordata, Actinopteri, Cichliformes, Cichlidae. The record is from RefSeq and is a predicted model, not a curated record. Gene Ontology annotation, molecular function: RNA binding.